AUGUAUUAUCAAUUGUUUUACUUUCUUGAAGACGAAGGAAUGCUAGACCCAUUUAACACCCUUCAUGUUGCUGUACUCCACUAUGUAUACCUACCAAAGAUUAAUGAAAAACUAGAGUUGUGGAGAAAUGCAUGGUCCAGACAUUGCAUGAGAACCGUAAAAUCUCCGAUUCGCCUUUGGGUUUCUGGCCAGCUACAGAAUCCAGUGGUCAUUGAGCUGUCAAGUGCUGAGCUCCAAUCUUAUGGUGCUGAGGGAGUGUUGGACGAA
Molecule: messenger RNA, 267 nt
Organism: Porites evermanni
Lineage: Eukaryota; Metazoa; Cnidaria; Anthozoa; Scleractinia; Poritidae
Source: the annotation of a GenBank genome assembly